Messenger RNA from Populus nigra (black poplar), 3287 nucleotides. RefSeq names its product wall-associated receptor kinase-like 8. The transcript is spliced from 4 exons. Lineage: Eukaryota; Viridiplantae; Streptophyta; Magnoliopsida; Malpighiales; Salicaceae. Gene Ontology annotation, molecular function: protein serine/threonine kinase activity; calcium ion binding; polysaccharide binding. Gene Ontology annotation, cellular component: plasma membrane. The record is from RefSeq and is a predicted model, not a curated record. The coding region runs from base 96 to 2342 and encodes 748 amino acids. Gene Ontology annotation, biological process: cell surface receptor signaling pathway; protein phosphorylation.
AGGAAAUGAAGUUGCACAAUUAAAAAUUAGCGGGAGAGAGUUGGUUCGGAGCUUCCUUGUAUACAUAUAUUAAGUUGGGUGGUGGUGUAUAGAAAAUGAUACUUCAGAGGUGGGUGUUUUUGCUGAUGAUGUUGCUACUAGUGGCUGCAGUAAUAGGAGCAACAGCAAAUCCAGAUGUGAAACCUGGCUGCCAAGAAAGGUGUGGGGAUGUUAUUGUUCCUUUCCCGUUUGGGAUUGGGGAACAAAGAUGUGCCCUGAAUGAAAACUUCUUUCUAAAUUGCACUUCUACUGAUGAUGGUCAUCAUGAACUGUGGUUUGGAGAGAACAUGCCCGCUCGCAAGAUAUCAUUGCUGAAUGGCACAGUCACUGUAGGCAUUUUUACAUCGUUCGAUUGCUAUGACAAGUCAGGGCGGCAGUCGCAGCUUUUCUAUCAGUUUAUCACACUUGGAUCAGGUCCCUUCACAAUUUCAGACUCUCGAAAUGUGUUCACAGCUGUUGGUUGUGACACCACUGCCAUGUUGACCAACGAGGAGGUGACAUUCGGGUCUGCUUGUCUCUCUUUAUGCACUAGAAAUGUUACCAUGUCAAAGAAUAAUUCCUGCUCAGGUUCUGGAUGCUGCCAGACCUCGAUUCCAAAGGGUCUCAAGUCUCUGGAUAUUACCAUUCAGAGCAUUCGCAACCACACUGAUGUUUCCGAAUUUAACCCCUGUGGCUUUGCUUUCGUUGAGGACAUAGACUCCCUUGACCUGUCGGAUUGGCCACUCUCUCGUACUCCAAAAUUUAAAGAUACAUCAAAUGUUGUGAUCGAAUGGGUAGCUCAAACCGAGACAUGCGAAAAUGCUCAUGGCAAUAAGAGUUCAUAUGCUUGUGGCAUCAAUACAAAUUGCUACUACUCCGAUAAUGGCCAAGGAUAUCGUUGCGCAUGCAAUGAAGGGUUCAAAGGAAACCCAUAUCUUGAAAAAGGAUGCCAAGAUAUCGAUGAGUGCAGGGAUGGCAAGAGAUACCCAUGUCAUGGUAAAUGCCAUAACACCAUUGGGAAUUACGAAUGUAAAUGUCCACUUGGCAUGCAUGGUGAUGGCAAGAGAGGUUGCCGUGGGUUUCGCAUCAUCACAAUUAUUAUUGCAGCUGUUGUUGGAGUUGUUGGAGUGUUGUUACUGGUUAUUGGUAGCUGGUGGCUAUACAAAAUCAUGGAGAAAAGGAAGAGCAUCAAACUGAAACAGAAGUUUUUCAGACAGAAUGGUGGUCUACUGUUACAGCAACAUUUAUCCUCAAGUGAUCAAGGUGGUAUUUCCAAAACCAAAGUAUUUAGCUCAGAGGAGUUGGAAACUGCCACAGAUGGUUUCAAUGUGAAUAGGAUACUUGGUCAAGGUGGCCAAGGUACCGUGUUCAAAGGGAUGCUAUCAGAUGGAGUAAUUGUUGCGGUCAAAAGGUCCACAAUGGUGAGUGAAGAAAACCUUGAAGGAUUCAUCAACGAGGUCUGUAUUCUUUCACAAAUCAACCAAAGAAAUAUAGUCAGGCUACUUGGUUGCUGUUUGGAGGCAGAAGUUCCUCUUUUAGUUUAUGAAUUUAUUCCUAAUGGAACUCUUUCCGAGUAUCUCCUUCGCCAAAAUGAGGAGUUCCCUUUAUCAUGGGAAAUGAGAUUACAGAUUGCUGCUGAAACUGCCGGGGCACUUUGCUAUCUUCACUCAGCAGCUUCCAUUCCAAUUUAUCAUCGAGAUAUAAAGUCCACCAACAUACUCUUAGAUCACAAGUAUCGAGCAAAGAUUGCUGAUUUCGGGACUUCAAGAUCACUCUCCGUUGAUCAAACUCAUUUGACGACUAGUGUGCAAGGCACCUAUGGUUACUUGGACCCAGAAUACUUUUGGUCCAGUCAGUAUACAGAUAAGAGUGAUGUCUAUAGUUUUGGAGUAGUUCUUGCUGAGCUCUUAACUGGACAAAAAGCAAUUCUUACAAACGAGUCACAAGAACGCAAAAACUUGGCUGCACAUUUUGUUCUUUUGAUGGAAGAGAACAGAAUUUUUGAUAUUGUUGAUGCUCAAAUUAAGGAGCACUGCCCCAAGGAGGAUGUCAUCGGUGUAGCUAAUAUUGCAAUGAGAUGCUUGAAUUUGAAUGGAAAAAAUCGACCGACAAUGAAACAAGUCACAUCAGAGUUGGAGAGGAUCAUUCAAUUGCCACAAAAGAAGAACGUUCAACAAAAUAACGAAGAAGCUGAGAGCAUCACGGCUGAAGUAGUCAGUGCGUGGGAUGAUGCUUCUACAUCAAUUACUUGCAGCAGUUUUCAAGUUGAUCAGGCUCUAUCAUCAUCAGAUGUCGAACCUUUGGUCCCUUUCAAGACUUGGUGAUCCAUUAAUAAGAAACGUGUCUCGACUCUGCAUUGGAGUUUGGCUUCUGACCUGUCAGAAGUUCCACGAGAACCACUCCGAAGCUGAAGACAUCACUCCUUACUGUUAAAUUACCUAUCACAAGACACUCACUAUCCGGGUAGCCACAAUUCCCCUGUAUUUUUUUUGGCUAUAUCAGCUUUACCCGAUGAAAUCAGCUCUGAAGCUCCAAAAUCAGCUAUCUUUACUGUGAAAUCUUCAUCCUGAAGUAUGCUCACUGGAGGGUUUGCUAAAAGAAUGCAAAUAAUCAAAGUGCAAGUGCAAGCAAACGGUUUGUCCGAGUUCUCAACACUUGGGACUUUUAUCAUGGAUAUGAUGAAAAGGGGUUCCGUUUGAGAUGAAUUUGUUAACUAGUAAAGGCUCUUUGGUCUGUAAAAAUAGUCCAAGUAGCUUUUGACCACAUUCUUGCGAUUGACUUGUAGCCAAUUUCAUGCUGAAAUUCCUUGUUCAUUUGACCCUUGUCUACUCCCUUAAACUUGGUGACUGCAAGUUGGGUAUAAUAUGGUAAAACUCCUUUGUAUACGUAGCCAAAACUACCUUGGCCAAGUUUGAGUUCUGGAAUUACCCAACACUUGGAUCAACUGCGGCUGAGAUACCACUUAAGAUGGUGGUUCCAGCUCAUUGUGCGAUAGGACAAGUCUCAAUUCUCUGGAAAUUACCGUUCAGAGCACAAGCAACCACACUGAUGUUUCCGAAUUUAACCCUCGUGGCUUUGCUUUCCUUGAGGACACAGACUCCCUUGGCCUGUCGGAUUGGCCACUCUCUCGUACUCCAAAACUUGAAGAUACAUUAAAUGUUGUGAUCGAAUGGGUAGCUCAAACCGAGACAUGCGAAAAUGCUCAGGCCAGUAACAGUUCAUAUGCUUGUGGCAUCAAUACAAAUUGCUACUACUCCGAUAAUGGUCAA